Fukomys damarensis (Damara mole-rat) is the source of this 1057-nucleotide messenger RNA. RefSeq names its product TLC domain containing 2 (gene Tlcd2). The record is from RefSeq and is a predicted model, not a curated record. Gene Ontology annotation, biological process: phospholipid homeostasis; membrane assembly; regulation of membrane lipid distribution. Lineage: Eukaryota; Metazoa; Chordata; Mammalia; Rodentia; Bathyergidae. Gene Ontology annotation, cellular component: plasma membrane. The coding region runs from base 1 to 783 and encodes 260 amino acids. The transcript is spliced from 5 exons.
AUGUGCUGGGCGCUGGAAAGAGACAGCUUCGCCGGCCGUGGGGAGCGGACGCAGUGGUUUGCUUCCCUACCUUCAGCAGCCCCCACACCCAGCACCAGAAGAACUGUUGCCCUCUGCCCCUGGCUUCAAGGAGGAAGAGAAGGACAAGCUGCUUUAUCAUCUGGAAGGGUGUCGCUGUAUCCUCAGUUGGCCGCAGACCCAGUUCAUGGGCACCCAUUUUGGGCCCUGGCCCUGGUGGCAGUGUCUGUGGGGUAUUUCCUGGCUGACGGUGCUGAUCUGCUGUGGAACCAAACCUUGGGCCAGGCUUGGGACAUUCUCUGUCAUCAUCUGGUGGUGGUGUGCUGCUUCAGCUUUGCUGUUCUGUCUGGCCACUAUGUGGGCUUCUCCAUGGUGUGUCUGCUGGUGGAGGUGAACUCCAUCUGCUUGCAUCUGCGGAUGCUGCUGCUGACUUCUCACCAGAUCCCCUCCCUGGCCUUCAGUGUGACCAGUUAUGCCACCCUGGCCACUCUGGUCCUCUUCCGCCUGGUACCACUGGGAUGGAUGAGUCUGUGGAUGCUCCGAAAGCACCAUCGGAUACCUCUUUCUCAGAUCAUUCUUGGUGGAACUGGGCUGGUCACUGUGGGUGCCAUGAGCAUUAGAAUAGGAGUCCGAAUUCUGAUCAGUGAUGUCCUUCGGCCUCGGCCCCACCCACCCAUCCUUGAACAUGAGGAGACCAGGGAAACCAGGACAUGUGAUCAUGAGCCCAUUACUAGGGAUAAUUUCACUCUGAACUUGAAAAACUAGAGAGAAGUAGCAGGCUCCUCUUCUGCCAGCCCUAUGGAAAUGGGCUAGGAGAUGGUGGCCUUUGCUAUACAGUCUCUCAUGGGCUGGACUAGAUUAUCAGUAUCUCAGAUCCUCUCCUCCUUCCCCCUUCUUAGGAUCUAGGAAGAUAUGCUGACAUUGGUGCUUGGCUGGGAACCUGGAUUACUGUUCACUAAAAUCUAUCAUCAAAAAGAAUAUGAGUGGCCAGGUGUGCGGAGCACACCUGUAAUCCCAGCGCUUGUGAGGCUGAGGCAGG